Messenger RNA from Trichoderma virens Gv29-8, 3177 nucleotides. RefSeq lists its product as uncharacterized. Lineage: Eukaryota; Fungi; Ascomycota; Sordariomycetes; Hypocreales; Hypocreaceae. The annotation marks the transcript as partial. The record is from RefSeq and is a predicted model, not a curated record. The transcript is spliced from 4 exons.
UGGGACUUGACCAUCGAAGAGUUGAGGCAAUGGAAGGACGAAGGCGACAAGGAAAAUUACGACGACGUAGCCCCAGGCUACGAAACUGACGGCAAGGGGAGAGACUCGGGCACCAUCAGCAGACUCCAACAUGAGAAAGACAUGAGAAAAAUGUGGAGAUACGCAUACAGAACCACAGCCAACCUCGAGUCUUCCGGCAAAAUUUACGGUAAUACUCUCUCGACUCUCGAUUACAAGGACAACCGCACGAAUGCGCUGCGACAGAAGCUUAGAGAAGAUCCUGCAGUGAAUGUUGGCUUUAGCGUCGAUAAGCCCGUUCGCUUCAACCCGUACCCAAAUUACAAUGGUGAUGAGUGGAAAAAGCUUCAACACGCCGCUCACGUGGCUUGCAAGGGUCCAACUGGAGAGCCUGUCGAAGAUUUACUGGUUUUCAAGGGCCGCCCUCAUAAUUUCCCCGAGCCCAAUUUUGGAAGCUAUUCCUUGUUCAACAUGGAUCCCAACCUAUGCUGGGAGAGAGAUACACGCCUAGGUCCCUAUGGCCUUCUCCAACAGACAAAGAAGGUUGGUGGCGAAGUCGAGGUUAUCAACUGGGACAAUGUCAAUUGGGGCGAUCUGCAACGGCGGUGCUUGGAGGCAAACGCUGCGAGAUUCGAUCUGAACAGAGACAAGACAAACCCGUACUUGGACGUCUACCCAGAACUUAACAAGCCUGAAGCUCCCGAGGGCACCGAUAACAAAGCUACCGAUGCUCAGAAGGAUAAAGCCUCACCAGUCCAACCUCCCAGGUUGGACGAUAAGACGGUGAAGAUCAAGGGGCGGUCGCCGUUUGACUCCUCUGGUGCAGAGGAUAACUCCAAAAUCGUAAAAGAGAAACGAUCUGUAAUUCUCCUGCGAUCCUACACGGGCAAAACUUACUCCAAAAACGACAAGGAGACAAUUCGCGCUAUGAUUAGCGAGCUUUCGCUCAGGACUGGUGGUGAAUUCGAGGUUGUCCUACUUGUUCAAGUCAAGGACAACAAGCUCGAUAUUUUCGGUGACCCCGAAGUAUACCAAAGCGUUCUGCAAAAGCACAUCCCUCCAGAAUUCCACGGCAUCACCGUUUUGUGGAAUGACAAGCAGGUCUGGGAUAUUUACCCCAAACUCGAUGAGAAGGCUCGAACUGUUCACACGGCUCAAUGGCUAUGUGUGCAGAAAUUCAGUGCCGACCAUCCCGAAUUCGACUAUAUCUGGAACUGGGAGAUGGAUUUCCGGUUUACCGGCCACCAUUAUGAUAUGCUUGAUAACAUUGGGAAAUUUGCCGCCAAGCAGCCACGUCGAGGCUCCUGGGAAAGGAGUGAGCGGUGGUACAUCCCCGAAUACCACGGCGACUACGAUACGACCUUCCGGAAGGAAAUUGAGGAGACAUAUGCCGGUGACACUGUUUGGGGUGCCCCCGACCUGCCUUUUAUCAAGCCCGUUGGCCCCAAGCCUCCCGUUAAAACGCCCCAAGAAGACAAUUAUUCAUGGGGUGUCGGCGAGGAGGCAGAUUUCAUCGCCCUCGGCCCGAUAUUCAACCCUGUCAACAGCAACUGGAUUAUCCGUGAUAAUGUUUGGGGUUAUUCAGACAAAGAGCACAGGGCUCGUGAUCUUCCUCGUCGCACCACCAUCGUCACCCACUCUCGUCUGUCGAAGCGUCUUAUAGACAUCAUGCAUAUAGAGAACCUGCGUGGAAACCAUGUUGCAUCCGAGAUGACACCGCAAACCUUGGCCCUGAUUCACGGCUUCAAGGCUGUUUACGCCCCGCAUCCCAUCUUCACAGACCGGGAUUGGAACGGUAAAUUCCUCAACCAAUGGUUUAACCCUGGGCCCAAGGGAGAAUCCGGCGGAUACGGAAGCCCUAUGGGUUGGGGUAGAGAGAGACGAUUCCAGGGCAACACUUGGUACUAUCGAGCAGAGCCGCCGAACCGAAUGUACAACAACUGGAUGGGCUGGAUCGACACAGGUAUUGGAGGCGAGGAAUGGGAACAGGAAAACGGACGACCCUGCCUGCCGUCCAUUUUGCUCCAUCCAGUCAAGGAUACCACAACGGUCACUAAGAAAGACCACAAGACUGGCUUCGAGCUCUUCUACGAUGCGUAUAGCCCGGCGUUUUAUUUUAUGAUGGCACCGGAUUUCGGGCUGGUUGUUUAUUUGUCCGUUUGUUCUGCCUAUUUGCAUGACAGUACACCCGCACCACGGCGGUUUUUACUGCCCAGGCGAUCGACUCAGUCGUCAUUGUCGCAAGCACCAGGAGCUCCACCGCGAUUCCAAUCCACUCAGCGGUUUGGCUCAUCUUCGGCUCCUAGGCCAACGCAGGGUAGGGAGCUCGAUAUCGAGGAGUCUGAAGAUGGAGAGGAAGAGGAGGUUGUAUCUGAGUCGAGUUUAUCAGGCGAUGAGAGAGGGGCUACGGAGACGAGGCAGCCUGCUUCACGCCACUCUGUGCUUGAUAUUGAGUCAGAUGCUGGCGUACCAUCACAAGAGGACCUGUCACCUGAUGUGGCAGAUACAAGACCAAAGAUCCAUCGACGAUUUGAUAUUGAGUCUGAAAGUCCAAGUGAGGGCUCACAAGGCACUGAGGUGGGCAGAGAAGCGAAGCGUCGAAAGAUGUCGAUAUCCCCCACGCCUUUGUUCGGUUCUCCAGGUGUGACCCACGAGGAGACUAACUUUGAUACUGAAGACGGAGCUUCGGUGAUGAGCACGGACAGUGGCGAGGAGUCACCUAUAACCAUGCGGAAUUCCAAGGCUCUUCAGCAGCCUAUUUUUCAACAGGCGCCGCGUUUCAAGCCUCUCGACGCUGCGAAUGCACUUGGUGGCCUCCCGGCAGCAUUUUCACCGCAGCGGAGAGGAGCGAGAUACCUCCCCGGAGGGAUGGCGGCGCAGCUUCAAGGAUGGCUUUCUGAAAUCAAGGGGUGGGAAGAGAACAUUGGAAAGGCCGAAUCGGUGAUAAAGAUUAAGGUGGACCAGAUUAGGUCGGGGAGGCGAAUGUAUCUCAUAGAAGGCCGCGAUCCUUCGGCAGAGGCAUCUAAGAAAUGGAUACUGGCCGGGGAGGGAAAGUUGACUGGGCUGGGUAAACGGGCUGAAGUGAAAAUUGGGAGCGUGGUGUUGAUUGAGCAACCUGUUUGGGAUGUUGAGUUGGAGGGAAGUAGUUGGAAUGUGGCC